CUCACUUUUAAAAAGCCUUGAAAAUUAUUUAGGGGAAUCCAAUCUUUUUUAUUCAGGCUCCAGUCAUACUGAGUUUAAGCUUGAAAUAUGACUGACGUUUCGUCCUUUGUUGUCUUAGGAAUGUAAUGCUGAAACCUCGUUGAGAAUUUCGAAGUAGCAACUCAGUCCAGAAAGGUUAGACAUCUGUAGUAGACUAUACGGUCCAUCCAGUCGCUCAUUAUUCCUGGCCUAGGCACUUUAGAAAUACAGUAAACAGUUUAUUUUAGACAAACAACUCUACAUAUACCAACCAUGAGUAGUUUGAGGAUGAAGACUAAAUACCCGAACAAAACAACAACAACGAAUAAUAGCAUAUUCGUUUGGUGUUCCCAAAGAUACCAGGAGUUAAAGUUCUGUUGUUUUUGAGACUACUUGGCUAAGUUGUCUGUUCAUCAACCUGGAGAAUACAAACAGUAGGAUGGUUUCCAAUGGAUUUCAACUUCCUACCGAACUUUAAGCGCAUGUAAUCUAUUUGAAGCAAGUUACCAAUAUUCCAAACUAUGCCGCUGUUUGGUAAGCCGAAAAACCCUCGUGAAUUAAUACAAACUGUUAAUGAGAACAUAAUAAUUCUAAGUGGCAGUGCCAAAACCGAUAAAGAACGGAAAAAAGCUGUGGAAGAUAUCGCAAGGGCUUUGACUGCUCUUCGGGAGCUGCUAACGGAUAAGUCAGAUACUCGGUUGACUGGCAAAGAACGUGAUUCAGAACUAUCGAACUCUGAACGAGCACGAAUCAACGAAAUUAUAACAGAUGUGACUCAUGAAAUCAUCAACCUCAAUCUUUUGCCGCUUCUUGUAAACAAUUUGGAUGCUAUCGAGUUUGAGAGUUCAAAACAUAUCGUUGAUCUCUUUGGCCAUAUUAUGAGGCGACAAGUGGGAUCUUACAAUCCGGCAGCUCAGUAUCUUCUGGCUAAUUCACAUAUUUUAAUAUCUAUUCUUCAAGGAUACUCUAAACCUGACACUGCUAUACACUAUGGCGCCAUGCUUCGAGAUGCAUGUCGACAUGAAGCUUUAGCCAAAGUUGUUCUUCGUUCACCAGAAUUUUAUCAGUUAUUUGAUCAUGUACAAGGCACAGCGUUUGAUGUAAGCUCAGAUGCUUUCGCUACAUUGAAGGAUUUGCUUACUCGUCACAAAGCUCUUGUAGCAGAUUUCCUAACAACUAAUUAUGAUGUCUUUUUUGACCAUUAUAUGCAUAUGAUCUUAUCAGAUAAUUACGUCACAAAAAGGCAAGCACUAAAGUUAUUGGGAGAACUUCUUCUUGAUCGGCAUAACAUUUCAAUAAUGACCAAAUAUAUUGCAGAUCCGGAAAACCUCAAAGUCAUUAUGAACAUGUUGAAAAGUAAAGAAAAACAAAUUGCUUUUGAAGCGUUUCAUUGUUUUAAGGUAUUUGUUGCAAAUCCAAACAAACCACCAGCUGUUCAUAUAAUUCUCUUUCGUAAUCAGGAAAAAUUGCUGUCCUUUCUAACAGAUUUUCAAAAUGAACGUACGGAUGAUGGUCAAUUCAAUGAUGAGAAACAGUAUUUAAUCAAACAAAUUCGAGAAUUAAAACCAGUGCCCAUUGCUUCUAAUCCGAAUCCUGCAUAAUUAAACACAGUUGCGCCUUCUACUUAACAGAAGUUUUUGGUUUUAUUCUUGUCAGAUUUGUUUGGAAAGUGAUCAACACCAUACAUUCUUCAAUCAUAAUAAGUUUUCAUUACUUGUCUUUAGAUCUUAUAACAUGUUUUGUUGGUAAUUAAUCUCUAUUGGAAAGACCUAAAUAUUUUUUGAGGAUUGAAACUGUUGUUUAAUUUGAGCCACUUCCAGGCAUUAUCUCAGAAUUUUAUUAAAAGAAGAAAAAUGUAAUUUUUAGUCCUUCCGUUUGGUGAUCGUUUUCUUGUUGUAUACUACACUUGUUACAGUUAUUCCCGUUAUAUAUAUUGUUAAUCCAAAUUACAUCACCUCAACGGCUAUAAAUUAUAUUACAGAUUUCUCUUUUCUUUGCAUACAAUCUUUUUCGUUACUUCACUCAAAUCAAUUUACUUUAGUUUUCAUUUAGAUUUAUGUGAAAUAUUUUGUAUUCUUAUUCCACAAUAUCUUGAUGAAACAAAUACACUGUAUUUUACAAUUGUUUUCGCACGACACUCAAAUUUUGUAGAAUAUAGCAUUGAAUGUGUACAUAUACUUCUCUUCUAGACGCCCAUCUGUCUUUCCACAAUAAUUCUGUGUAGUUGAGUCUUGCAUAUUCAUUCAGCCUGUUGAUUUUUCCUGUUUUGUUUCACUUUUACUGCUAAAUUUUCUACAACAUUAAAGACGCUAGUUGCAAGAGUGUUAUGAAAAUUUGGUUUCUUUCUUCAUAGUCUAUGUAGAGUACUUCUGUUGGAUUGGUCGACUUUUUGAUACGAAAAUCGCUAUCAAUUGGUUGUAACAAUUGUGCAUUCGUAUAAUUCUUCUUGAGAAUCCUCACCUAGUCUUUUGUUACUGUUACUGUUGUUAGUACUAUUUUUCUCCUUGGGUACGUAUAUUUAGUAAUGGAAACAUAUAGACUGAAUAAUUAGUGUUCUACUAAUCUUAGCUUAUUUCUUAUUAGUAUACCCUACUUUAUUUUACAAUUUAACAGAUUAGUUAAUAAGUGUUAACUUAUCUAAAAAUGUGAUUAACAGUGAAUUUGAUCUUGGAAUGUUUUCAUAUUUUAAUUGUUCGUUUUUUUUAAAUUUAGGUUACGUAUUGCUUUUAUAAAGGCUUCAAAUUUAUUAAGAGUUCUAGUGCUGGUUAGCAUAUAACUUAUUACGCUGCAUCCUACAUAUCCUAUCAAAUUACAUUUUUGGGAUUGAGAACCAUGUUAAUCUGCAUCCGCAUGUUCGUGCAACCGUUUAUAUUCAGUCGCAAUUUUUAUGAAAAUGGCAUAUAAUUUGAAUUGUUUCAAGAUUAUAGACUGAAGUUAUGUGUAAACAAAUAUUUUACAAGUUCACUAUUGAUUAAUUAACUGUACAUAGUGAGUUGAAAAACUAAUUUGACACUAGGUCACUUGUUAUCUGCCUUAAAU
This is a messenger RNA of Schistosoma turkestanicum, 3057 nucleotides long. The record is from the annotation of a GenBank genome assembly. NCBI's taxonomy places the organism in Eukaryota, Metazoa, Platyhelminthes, Trematoda, Strigeidida, Schistosomatidae.